Molecule: messenger RNA, 2284 nt
Organism: Ornithodoros turicata
Lineage: Eukaryota; Metazoa; Arthropoda; Arachnida; Ixodida; Argasidae
Product: AT-rich interactive domain-containing protein 1A-like
Exons: 5
Coding region: 261-2114 (617 amino acids)
Source: RefSeq, a predicted model, not a curated record
AGCAUGGUAAAAGUCAAUGAUCGUAAUGAGAUGAAGAAGUUGGCCCGCUUCCCUUCGUGCUCCCGUGCCAGUAUCCUCGAGCUGCCCGCACAGUAUGACCAUCAGGGUGGCGGCCAGGCUCGUCGUGCUUGACAGCCGGGCGCAGUAACUCGGAAUAUCGACUGACCAGCUCUGCCGAUAUUGGUUCGGUGGAAAGCGAGCUCAAGUCUGUCUUAUUUUAGCUUCACUCGCAGAGAGGGCCUUGUCCGCAACCCGUAGUCAUGCCUGAAGAAGUGCUCGAAGAGGAAGAGGAGGAGGAGGAAGAGGCUGAAGCAGAGGAAGUGGAGGAGGAUGAUAAGAAAAAGAAGAAGCAUAAGAAGAAAAAGAAAGGAAAGAAGAAAAAGAAGGGCAAAAAGAAAAAGGGCAAGAAGAAGAAGGGCAAGAAGGGAAAGAAAGGAAAGAAAGGGAAGAAGGGCAAGAAAGGAAAGAAGGGCAAGAAGGGAAAGAAAGGCAAGAAGGGAAAGAAGGGAAAGAAAGGAAAGAAGAAGGCGGCAGAGCCCGAACCAGCAGAUAGUUCAAAAACUGAGACAUCCAGUACGGAAAGUACACCUGCGGCAUCCCCUGCGUCGCCUGCGAAACCUGCGAAGCCUUCCCCUGGAGCAACGUCACCUUCGAAGGCGGCCCCAGCCAUAAAACGUACGAGCGUACCGGCUGGCGGCCCACAAGCACCGGGCAUGCAGCCUCCACAACCUGGCCAAUCUUCUCCUAUGAGCGUGUCAGUGUACCAGAGAGGGAUGCAACCAGGUAUGAUGGGACCCCCACAAAUGAUGGCACAAAUGCCAUAUGGUGCGGCUUCCCAGCCUGGUAUGAUGGGAUAUCCACCGAGGUUCGCGACGGUACAGACUUCAGUGACGUCUCUCGUGCAACAAGGAGAGGGCGUUGUACUCGACGUUAAAUGCCGGAGAAAGAGGCGACCAAGGCUUUCGGACUCUUAUAGCUCUGGCGUAGGUGACUCCUCCGCCAACUACUACCAGCGCCGACCGAGCGUCAGCGAAGUUACCGGAAGCAGUGGCGAUAGUGGGCGUAGCUAUCCCCGUGUUGUGUACAUGAGGAGUGUAACACAAUCUCCGAGUGAAACCACCUACCAGAGCAGUCGGAGCAGGGAGCCGAUGUACAUGAUGCCGCAGCAACAGUCUCAGGGGCUGAUGCCGCAGCAACCCGUGAUUAUUCAUCACCAGCAGGCCCAAAUGCCCCAACCAGUGAUCAUCCACCACGAGACACAUUCCAUUCCUCAAUCACUUCCCGGCGCACAAACCUCACAGCCCCUGAUCAUACACCACGAAGCGGACUUUUCUGCCGAGCCCGAGUACCCUAUGAUGAGGCGGCCACGUCGGAUCCACUCCAUGCCGUCUUCACCGUUGAUGCCUCAGUCAGUUCCCUCAAUGAUGCCCAUGCAGUCACCGUCCGUUGCUAUGCCGCAACAAAUGAUGAUGCCACAGAUGGUGCCACAAAUGGUGCCUCAAAUGAUGUACCCGCCCAUGAUGCAAGGUCCGCGUCCACCGCCUUUAUCUCAACCUCAAGGGGUCCUUUCGAACAGAGAGAAGGUUAUCUACAUGGUUGAGCGGUCUGGAGACAGAGACAGCGACAGCGACGACGACGAUCGCAGGCGUCGACGUAGAUCACGCGGAAAGAGGUCGAGGUCGCGCAAGAGGCAUCGUCGUCGUAGUCGUUACAGCCAUUACAGUUCCUCUUCGCCGUCAGAGUCCUCCGCGUUUGAGACACCGUCAGCCCCGGCCCUUCUCACGAGGACUGCAGUGUAUCAGCCAUCGCAAGCACAGUUAGCCAUGCAACCGGCUUACUUAUCCGGAAUGCCGCAACAGCCCUACAUGACCGCUAUGCCUAGCAGCAAUCAAGACCUGGUCUCCAUGGAGAGGGCCAUGAAAAAGAUGUACAUCGACAGAUACCCCAGCGACAACGACAGGUCACUACUGUACCCAGAGAGGUCCCUGAUUAUUCUCCUAGUUGUUGUCUUCAUCUUUGUAGCCAUGGUCGUAGUCCUGUCCGUGGUGGGAUCUUCCUACCCACUGUUCCCACGUUUGUUCUCUUACAGCUCAAGCGAAGCACGACGGCCAUAACAUUCCGUACCUUCACAAGACAGGGCCACCCAUGAAUGUCACAACAAGGAAGUAGCACGCACCAGCUAGACUGUCUUGUUUGCAGAUGAAACACUACACCUACGCCGAUGGUAGUACAGCGCUUGUUCCUGAAGUUGCAGCUCAAUAAAGCUGAAGGGUCACACUUUUCA